Sceloporus undulatus (fence lizard) is the source of this 4761-nucleotide messenger RNA. RefSeq names its product hydroxysteroid 17-beta dehydrogenase 14 (gene HSD17B14). The transcript is spliced from 9 exons. The record is from RefSeq and is a predicted model, not a curated record. The coding region runs from base 63 to 890 and encodes 275 amino acids. Gene Ontology annotation, cellular component: cytosol. Gene Ontology annotation, biological process: steroid catabolic process. Gene Ontology annotation, molecular function: estradiol 17-beta-dehydrogenase [NAD(P)+] activity. Lineage: Eukaryota; Metazoa; Chordata; Lepidosauria; Squamata; Phrynosomatidae.
GCUGAGUGUUUAAAAACCAGCUGGAUGUGGAGAAACUGGUCAGAGCUGCGAGAACCGCUGUCAUGGCUUGUGGACUGCGAUACCCGGGGAAGGUGGUCAUAGUGACAGGGGGCACCAGGGGGAUCGGAGAAGGAAUCCUGAGAGCCUUCGUUUGCCAAGGAGCCAAAGUGGUUUUCUGUGCACCAGGAUCUGAAGGGGAAAGAGGGCUGGCUCUUCAGAAGGAACUGGAAGAUUCUGGGGCCCCGGGAGAAGCUCACUUUCAAGUCUGCGAUGUUCGCUAUGAAACAGACAUUCAGAAUUUGGUUUCAGUGACCAUUGACCUUUAUGGAUGUCUUGACUGCCUGGUGAACAAUGCUGGAGCACAUCCUCCUUACCAAAAAAUAGAUGAUGUGACUGCAGAAGAAUUCCAUAGCCUCCUGGACGUCAAUGUUGUUGGCGGUUUCUUAAUGGCCAAGUACUCUUUGCCUCACCUCCGGAAAACAAAAGGGAACAUCAUUAACAUCUCCAGCCUUGUUGGUUUUAUGGGACAAAAGGACGCUGUGACUUAUGUCGCAACCAAGGGUGCUGUUACUGCAAUGACAAAAGCUCUGGCCAUCGAUGAGAGCAUAUAUGAUGUCCGAGUCAACAGCAUCUCACCUGGCAAUAUCUGGACUCCAAUGUGGGAAAGGCUUGCAAACGAGUCAGGAAAUCCAGAGGCAGCAAUCCAAGAAGGCAAAGAUGCUCAGCUUCUGGGACGACUGGGGACCCCCGCAGAGUGUGCAGCGGCUGCUCUAUACCUUGCUGCAGAUGCUACUUUUUGCACUGGAUUUGACCUUGUAGUCAGUGGUGGAGCUGAGCUUGACUUUGGGAAGAAGAGACAACCUGCUGCCAGUUGUGACGUUAAAAACUAGUGGAGUCCACCAGAAUAAGAGGACUGCAGUGGCUGCAAUAAAGUGGGAUGGGAAGAACUGUUUGGGACGGAUUUCCAUCCAGGCAGAGGGAUACCUCACAAGGCACUUGCAUUCAUCUGUGCAGCCCACACAGUAAAGUAGAGGUGGAAUUCAUGCAACCUUCCAUAUGUUUGUUGGACUCUUAAUUCCCUGCAGCAAGGGAGAGACCAUUGGGAAUUGCAGUCCAACAACAUCUGGAGGGCCACUCCCAUACCUUCAGUAAACAAUCCUGGGGCACUUCAUAGCCAUAAUAAAUUUAAAUAUGCUAUAGUAUUAAAGAAAAUGCUUUACUCUAGACACUCUUAUCUGUUUUUGACAGCCGUGUCACAGACAGAAUAACAACAGGUACAGCUUUUCCAAUAUCUGCAUUACCUUAUAAGACAGGGCUAAAAAACCUUUGAUUAUCUAGAUGAAAUGUUACUCCCAUCAUUCACUUAAUCAGGCUAACUGGGGUGAUGGGAAAUGGAAUUCAAUAUUUUCUGAAGAACCAUGUGUUCCCUAGCUCUGAUGGUAACAGUUGAGUAGCAAGCAGAAAGGCUACAGGCAAAGUUUCCCUAGUUCCUGCAUUGCCAUACAGGGAAAAACUAUUCUGGUUCAAAAUGUUGCCAGUCAUGGAAAUUUAGGCACAGGAACUUUGCAAGGCAAAAAAGUGGCAGCCCUAUCUUUAAUACUACUUUAGAGACCAUUGAAAACAGGUUCUGCAGCUUAAGCCCUAUCUCCAGUUAAGCCCUUGAUAAUGUCAGGGACCUGUUUUUCCUACAGUUAUGGUCAAGGUGAACUGGAUGUUGACAUAGAACAUUUUUUAAAAAAAAAUUGUUAAAAGGAAAUGUUUAACUUUCACCUUCUGAUCAGUGACCAUGAAAGUAUCAACUCGCUGGAUAAACAGGUUGCCUUAAGUUUUCUGUGCUUUGCUUGACGCUUGUUAACUGCCAUCAGGUCGACGUCAGCUUGAAGACCCUAUGAAUGAGGGUCCUCCAAGUCACCCUAUUAUCAGCGGACCUGCUCAGGUCUUGACUCUAAUGCCCAACAAAAAUUAUUAUUUAUAUUUUAAUUCUAACAUUUCUAUAAAAAAUUUAGGGUGGCAUAUGUUGCUGGUUCCUCUCUACUUUUAUCUUCAUAACAUCCUUUGAGUUAGGUUAGUGCAGGAUCAUCAGGUCUUGGGUGAGCAGGUGAAUUUGGGUCUCCUUGUUACCAGUGACACAUUAAAUUCACCGUUCCCAAACUUUGGUAUUCAAAUCUUGUUAGACUACAACUCCUGUUGUCCUUGAGUAGUGGCCAUGCUGGCUAGGGAUAACAAGAGUUGUGAUCUACUGACAUCUUGACACCCAAGGUGUCACCCAAGGUUCAGAUAGGCUGCUGAAUCACGGCACCAUCCUGUUUCAGAUUGAAUUCACAUUGGUACCCAUCCUGAUUCACUGUACCUCUGGGGGUGAACUUUAUGGUCUCUCCCCUCCUUUACUGUUUACCUAUAGCUCCUUUGCCUCCGUUGGUCUUGCUCUCUCUCCCUUUUCAAAUUGUGUCUGGAUAGGCUGUUACUCAUUGAUAAAGGGUGUUCAUGGCAUGUUCAGGAAUUAGGUUUGCCAACAGAUCAGGGCUGACUUGCUUCUAUUCCAGAAAUCAGCAGCUGAAACUUACUUCAUGGCACAGAAGGAAGAAUAGAUAUCUGCAAAUUUCUGAGAAAUGAGCUGUUAAGGUGGCCUUAUGGGUGGCCUUAUGGAGAAGAAGAGCUCCUACCUCUUUGAAUCUGUCAGCCAUGGCUUGCAUGUUGAGCCUUCUUGUGUCCAUCAGUCCAAAAGUAUGGGAGCCCUUGUCCUUUUUUUACAUCUGGCCACUGUUGGUUAAGGGCACAGCAAUUGGUUAAAACAGUGGUGGGAAACCUCAGGCCCUGGUGCUGAAUCCAGCUGUUAUUGAGCCACAUCUGCCCCUGGGAUCCUCUAGAUGACCAUUCUCUGUGGCUGCAUUCACACUGCACAAAUAAUCCAGUUUGACACCACAUUAACUGCUAUAGCUCAGUGCUUUGGGAUUCUGAGAAUUGUAGUUUGUUGGGUCACAAGAGCUCUCCGACAGAGAACGCUAAAUGCCUCACAAAACUACAAUUCCCAGAAUUCCAUAGCAUUGAGCCAUGGCAGUUAAGGUGGCCAUAACUAGCUCCAAAGACACCCAUAUUUUGUGGUUUUCUGGCUUUUGUGUGGCAUUCCCCUUUAUUCAAAAAGGUUGACAUGCUUCUCUCAAGGCUUGAUUACGCAGAAGUAUUGCUUUAAAUUCAGAUAUACAGGUAUUUUGGGUCCCACUGUUUUGCCUCUUGUGGAUUAUGGCCACAAUGAGCAUUCUGAAGCUGAAUUUGGCCCUUAGGAUAAAAGAGGUUUGCCAUUUUUGCACUAAAAGGUUGUUAGUUCUGCCCAGAAGCAGCAUGCUCUUCUCUUUUGUUUUUAUUUUAGCAUUCAUAUAUCCUGGGGUUAAGUCCAGGCACUGAGAACUCGGAGACCAUAACAUUUAAAUUAUGGCCUGGAUUACUAGAUAAAUGGCUGUCCUGCAGCCAACCCAGAUGGCUUGGAGUUCAGUGGUAGGCCUUCUGUUUCCCCAAAUAAACAGUUGCAUUGUUCCCAGAAACCGCUGUGUUUUGGCACUUAACAAGGCUCUAUAACAGUCCCAUGUGCCUUCAGAGUUCAGCCGCAUCUCUUAGCCUGGAGGAGGACUUUACUGUAAACAGAAUAAUGUGCUAUGAGGAGAUCAGAUGCAAGGGACAUGUUGUGAUGUCUCCAUGAAGUCCCAGGGGUGGGUUAGGGGCUGCAUUGUUUUCCCAAACAAAACUGCACCCACUCCCACAAACAAAAAUGUCCCCUUUCCCCAUCAAAAUGCUCUCAUGUCCUUAUAUAUGUAAUGGAACAAAAAGGCUAAAACCUUUGUGACCUCAAUGUUUUUUCCCCUUUAACUUUAGACGUAGGGGAAAUGCAUAUUUACGUAAACAGUUAGCCUUAAGGUCAAAAGCUGUGGCUCUUUAACUGAAAAGGAGUUUUAUAAAAGAAAAAGUAAGUUAGUAAAGGGUAGAAUAGUUUUGAGAUAAGCUUCUUAAAUAAAAUAUAUAUCAUGCUCACUUUAUAAAAAGUAUAUUGGGCUUUAAGUUUCUAAAUAUAUAGAACACUGUUAUCUAUUAAUACAUUGCUUAGCAAGAAUAAGGGGGUUGGUUUAUAUCUUUGAUAAUAAGCAAGUUUUAUAUUCACUUAUAAAGUAUGCUGGGUUUAGAUCAUGAACUGAAUGAAUAGUAUCUUUUUCUGGCUAUAUUAAGACAUGUCAAUUACUAAAAGGGCUAGUGUUUUGUUUAAAAUAAAUAGUGAACAAAUCUUAUAUUAAUAAUGUAACAAUUAUACUAAGUCAAGAAGCAUCAGAGAGAACUUCUUUGUCUGCAUCUGGAUUCAUGGACAAAUUUGAAAGAGGGAGGUAGACCAAUGCCUGGAAUUACAGAUAAAAAGUUUCAUCCUCAUUAAUUGCCAGAAAUAUCAUUUUUUUAUUAGGGUGACUAAAUGUUCAAACCAAAAAUCUGACUGACCAUGCCAAAUGAAGGUUAUGAAUAUUAGUAACACACCCAUGAAUCUAUAAUGACUAAUUUAAAUGGGCAUGCAUUGUAUGAAGUAGUAUGAAGAAGGUGUGGAAAAUACACAUGUAAAAGGAGUUUCUAAAAGUUUGUACAUCAACCAAUGAAAACUGAGAUAAAGAAAAUUACAGCAGAAAAUGACCUAUAAAUAUUGUGCAAAAUUUGAGACAGGUAUGCCUACUUGCCCAAGACACCCCUUCUUUCAAGAUUGUAAUCAAUAAAUUGGAAAUUGUUGCUUCA